AUGGAGGGUGAGGCAGUCCUCUUGGAAGCUUUGCAAGUCGAAUGGUGUAGGUUGAGGGCCUGUGCCAACCAGUGGGUCGAAGAAGUGGAACUCCUGCUUGAAGAGAUGCAGCAUGUCAGUGCUUUUCUUGCAUGGCAUGCUGCAUGGUGGGACGAGCAGGCCACACAAAGGGUAGGCCUAGAUGAUGCUUUAUUGGAAGGCAUCCGAGGCUAUGCCAAAUGCCAAGCAACCCAGCACAGGUCUAUGAGAGAUGUAUUCCUCACCAAGUGGAGUAUUGUACCCGCCCUCCUUCAUCCCGAAGCAACCGCUGCUCCCAUUUAG
This is a messenger RNA of Suillus subalutaceus, 321 nucleotides long. RefSeq lists its product as uncharacterized. The record is from RefSeq and is a predicted model, not a curated record. The transcript is spliced from 2 exons. The coding region runs from base 1 to 321 and encodes 106 amino acids. NCBI's taxonomy places the organism in Eukaryota, Fungi, Basidiomycota, Agaricomycetes, Boletales, Suillaceae.